Messenger RNA from Dryobates pubescens (Downy woodpecker), 5739 nucleotides. It is a transcript of the gene ABCG1, whose product is annotated as ATP binding cassette subfamily G member 1. Gene Ontology annotation, cellular component: plasma membrane. Gene Ontology annotation, biological process: transmembrane transport; cholesterol homeostasis. Lineage: Eukaryota; Metazoa; Chordata; Aves; Piciformes; Picidae. The coding region runs from base 107 to 2107 and encodes 666 amino acids. Gene Ontology annotation, molecular function: ATP binding; ATP hydrolysis activity; ABC-type sterol transporter activity. The transcript is spliced from 15 exons. The record is from RefSeq and is a predicted model, not a curated record.
GCCUGCCUCCCGCAGCCACUCUGGGCUGAGAGGCGGCACUCGAGGGCUCCGCGCGGCGCCGGCGGAGCGGGAGCCGCCGCCAGCAGCCGGGCGGGCAGCGGGGCACAUGGCAUGUCUGAUGGCGGCUUUCUCCUUGGGCACCGCUUUGAACGGCAGCAAUUCUGCUUGCACCAUGGCUGAGCCAAAGUCAGUGUGUGUUUCAGUGGAUGAGGUGGUCUCAAAUGGGACAGAUAACCAAGACAUCCGGCUGAUGAAUGGACAUUUAAGAAAAGUGGACAAUACUCUGACAGAGGCUCAUCGUUUCUCCUACCUGCCCCGCAGACCGGCUGUGAAUAUUGAGUUUAAAGAACUGUCAUACUCUAUCCAAGAAGGGCCAUGGUGGCGGAAGAAAGGUUAUAAGACCCUUUUGAAAGGAAUUUCGGGGAAGUUCAGCAGUGGAGAACUUGUAGCCAUUAUGGGUCCUUCAGGAGCUGGGAAGUCAACGCUCAUGAACAUUCUGGCAGGUUACAGAGAGACGGGAAUGAAAGGAGAAAUCCUCAUCAAUGGACAGCCUCGUGACCUGCGCUCCUUUCGCAAAGUCUCCUGCUACAUCAUGCAAGAUGACAUGCUCCUUCCUCAUCUAACUGUCCAGGAAGCUAUGAUGGUAUCUGCACAUCUGAAACUUCAAGAGAAAGAUGAAGGGAGGAGAGAAAUGGUAAAGGAAAUAUUGACAGCCCUAGGUUUGCUGACCUGUGCCAAUACUAGGACUGGGAGUCUUUCUGGAGGCCAGAGAAAGCGUCUUGCCAUUGCUUUGGAGCUGGUGAACAAUCCCCCUGUGAUGUUUUUCGAUGAACCAACCAGUGGCUUGGAUAGUGCAUCGUGUUUUCAGGUUGUCUCUCUGAUGAAGGCUUUAGCCCAGGGUGGCAGGUCCAUCAUCUGCACGAUUCACCAGCCCAGCGCUAAACUGUUCGAGUUGUUUGAUCAGCUCUAUGUUUUAAGUCAAGGUCAAUGCAUUUACCGUGGAAAGGUACUAAACUUAGUCCCUUACUUGAGAGACUUGGGUUUGAAUUGCCCAACCUAUCACAAUCCAGCAGAUUUUGUUAUGGAAGUAGCAUCUGGUGAAUAUGGAGACCAGAAUGGCCGUCUGGUAAGGGCAGUACGGGAGAGGAUAUGUGACACUGACUACAAGAGAGAUGUUGGUGGUGAGAAUGAGUUGAAUCCCUUCCUCUGGCACCGGCCUUCUGAAGAGGAUUCUUCCUCCACAGAAGGCUGCCACAGCUUCUCUGCCAGCUGCCUAACCCAGUUCUGUAUCCUCUUCAAAAGAACUUUUCUCACCAUCAUGAGAGAUUCGGUCCUGACGCACUUGCGUAUCACCUCACACAUUGGCGUUGGGCUGCUCAUCGGCUUGCUCUACUUAGGCAUUGGCAAUGAAGCUAAGAAAGUCCUCAGCAACUCUGGGUUCCUCUUUUUUUCCAUGUUGUUCCUUAUGUUUGCUGCUCUCAUGCCAACUGUCCUUACAUUUCCUCUUGAGAUGGGAGUAUUUCUUAGAGAGCAUCUGAACUACUGGUACAGCCUGAAAGCCUACUAUCUUGCCAAAACCAUGGCUGAUGUUCCUUUUCAGAUCAUGUUUCCUGUGGCUUACUGCAGCAUUGUGUACUGGAUGACUUCUCAGCCGUCUGAUGCACUCCGAUUCGUCCUAUUUGCAGCCUUGGGAACCAUGACAUCCCUGGUGGCUCAGUCACUGGGUCUUCUCAUAGGUGCAGCCUCUACAUCCCUCCAGGUGGCCACUUUUGUGGGCCCAGUUACUGCCAUCCCAGUGCUUCUCUUCUCUGGGUUUUUUGUCAGCUUUGAUACCAUCCCAACAUACCUCCAGUGGAUGUCCUACAUUUCCUAUGUCAGAUACGGGUUUGAAGGCGUAAUUCUCUCCAUCUAUGGACUGGAUCGAGAGGAUCUGCAUUGUGACAAAGAUGAGACUUGCCAUUUUCAAAAAUCAGAGGCCAUCCUGAGAGAACUGGAUGUAGAAAACGCCAAACUUUACCUGGACUUCAUUGUUCUUGGAAUUUUCUUCUUCUCUCUGCGCCUAAUUGCCUAUUUUGUUCUCAGAUACAAAAUCCGAGCAGAGAGGUAAAGGAAAAACAGCUAAAACAAUGCAGUAGGAAGAUCUUUAGACAUGCAAUAGAGGGCACUUGACAUUGUCUCACUGUGGCAGGCCAGUCUCCAGUGCCCAGCUAGAUGCUGUUAUGACCUAGCCCAUAGAGAACCACAGUGGGGUAGUGGACAUAUAGUGUUAAGCCAAUCAGUCCAGUUGGGUUGGGUCAUGUUUUCAUUACACUUUCUAGCUUUAACUAGGAAGAAGAAAUGGAAGGGAAUUUUACACCACAGAAUAUCAGUACUGAGGCAGUAUAACUGUAGUAAAAUAUCUGGCUGCAGGAGCUUUCCUUAAUGAAAACUACUUUCAUGAUAAGUUCGCCAGGAUACAAGUCCUUGUAGCCAGACUAGUGUAAUGUCAUAAAGUUGGCAAGAUAAUGAGAUUGAAAGUGGGAAAUGCAAAGAAAAUAGGAUUCUCUCAUCUUUUUAAAUUCAGAGUUUCAUCUUUGCAGUUUUCUAUGUAUUAUUUUGCAAUUCUUUUCCACAGAAUUACCCUCUCUGGCCAAAAGCCUGUAAAUGUAUUACUUAAUAAGGUAAAGAUAUCUUUUUAAUAUGGAUACUUUUUUAAAGCAAAGUGAUUCAAGUCAUUAUUUUUGUUUCUGUCUAAAUUUGGAAUUCUGGUGCUUUACUUGUUGAGCUGGUCUCAUAUCUCAAAACUGUAAUGGUACAAGGAAAAGUUGGAUCCUGAGUCCGCACUGAACCUUUGGUCCGUAUUUGAAUGCAUCCAUAGAUAGCACAGGCACUUAGACAAGUUCAAGCUGUUGCUGAAUGAUUGAAAAAAAACCAUUCUGCAGUGUCUUUUAAAUCCUCAAUAUUUGUGAUAUUUAAAAUACUGACUCUGUUCAUUAUCUCUUUGAUCUACCUCCUGUGAAUUUAAAAAUCAAAGCACUCCAAGGCUCAUUUUUUCUUAAAUUGUGAAAGCAGAAUCUAUCCCUAACACCUGAGUGGUUCUUAAAGCCUGAUGGGAAUUCAGGAGCUGUCUGUAGCUCAAAGCUUGGGACAUUGUGUCAGCACACUUGCAGCUGCCUGAUGUGGCAGUAUUGGUUCAUUGUAUCUGCGAGAUGGUAGGUGUAGAACUGUCCUCAAAAUAUACAAAUGACCUUGUAAUACUAUAGGUCUAGUUAUGCCAAGCAGUUUUGUUCUCAUCCCAAUGUCUAUUUGUGUGACAUGGGAACUAAGAGAUAAUCAACCCAAACACCCAUCUAAAGGAAGCAUGCAUUUGUUUUGCCUAUCUCAUCUUUGUAAACUUGAUGGGAAAUUCUUGAGCCAAGUUGAUGUGAAUUUUGUCACUGAUUUUCAUGUGUUUUGUUUUUCAACUCAAAAUGAAAUUGUGGAGCCCCUUACGCAUGUUGGAUACCUUGGUGAACUUCUGUGCAAAUUCCACUACUGUCUGCCAUUAUUGUGUGUUUACCUUCAUGCCACAGACCUCUGAGUCAGACCUGCAAAUUCUAUAAAUGCACUAUUCCUCUCAGUAUGGUGAUGUCUUUGUAGAUUGGAAGCAGCAAAAUGUCAGCAAACCAUUCAGGAGCUCAGCAGCUCAUGGCUGUAGAGCCCAAGAAGAGAGACCUUGCUCAUCUGCUAGCCACCAGCAGCCACAAUUCACACACUUUUUCAAAGACUCCAUGGCUCCAUCUAUACAAGUGAGCUUAAUAGUGCUAGGGACAGCUCUGUCAGUCCUCAGGCAGCUAGGGCAAAUGGGAAAGGUCCCUGUGCUGUACUAACUUCUAGACAUAGCUCAAGCAUUGUCUGGAAAAGCUCUGGCUAUGCUGAGCUACAGCUCUGCCAUUUAGCAUCAAAGACAAUUAAUUGUUUCCCAGUUUCCCUGGCUCAUGCCCAGGCUCUCUUGAUUUACCAACACAGACUUAGACUAUGUGUCUCUGUUAAACUCAGGACACUUGAAUUAAGCCCAAGUUCUGGAAGACCUUAAGUCACAUGUUUUAGAAAGGUUAGCUGAAUGUUCCCUGAGAAUACGAUUGACCUAUGAAAGCAAGGUCAGUCUUUACUGUAGAAGGGAAAAAAACCCAACAAACCCUUACACAAUCUCUUUGCAUACUUCUGUUGCUAAUUUUUCCACACAAAAAAGCUUUCAUGCAACUCUGCAGCUUUCCCAGGCAUAAUCACAAGCGGGUUUGGACCUAGAAGGCUGUCAGAUGUCAGAAAUUAAGAAUCUUGGCUAUUCUAAAUAUUACUCAUAACUGUGACCAGUUUUUAAACAAACUGCAAGCUGAAAUCCCUUGGCACAAUGUGCCUUGGCUGUGUCAAGACUCAAAAUAUUUGUGAAUCUAUCGGGCAGUUCAAAUGCUGUUUGCAAGCAAGCAAAAGACUAGGCCUGACAAAUUAUGCUUGUUAAAUUGCACUUGCUGCACACUGCUGGGCUGGGCGGACAUGAGAGAGUGUGACAUCUAUGUCAUUAAAUACCUUCAGGGUUCAUGUUUUGUGUUUUCCCACACCAUUUACCAAAUACUACAUUGAACAUCCAUUGCAGUGAACAAAACAAAGUAACUUUGCUGACAUUUCAACACUCUUAACUUACACAAUGACAAUGCUGUCUUCUCCUAUCCAGACCCAUUUAGCAGUAUGGGUUCCUUGGAUGCUGUCUUGUUAUUUGUGCUUAUUCCUCUGUUUGUAUUGUAGACUUUCUUAUUUUACCUCCUUAGCCUGCAACUUGUCUUCCUGUAUUGUAACUUUGUGUUGUAUUAUGGUAGCCAAAAGUCUGGUCUUCCAUGCUCUGGAAUAAUUUUUGUGACUAUGUCUUUUUUUUUGUCUUUUUUAUUUUUGGUAUAAUAUGCUUUUUUCCAUCUGUCUGCUGGCAGUAUUUAGCUGAAAGUUACUAUUCUAAGAAACACUUUCAGACUCUACUAUCCCAGUAAAGAAGUAAAUUAAUUAUCUUGAAACUCAGUGCUACAUAUAUAUGAGAUAAUGAUUCUUUCCCUCCUUAGCUCUAAAAUUAACUAACAAUACCUCUUCUCUCACUACUGUGGGACAGAAGCAUUUAAAGUCCAUCCUAGUUAUGUUUUCAUUUACUGCAAAGAUUUUUAACAUAGUCUCAGCUUGGCUUUUUCUCCAUAUUUGUGAAAAUAAAUUCUAACAGGCUGGUCUAAAAUGCUCUCCUGGGUUAAUGGACUGAGCAUGUGUGCUGUAGUGUUAAGCAAAGCACAAUGUGAAGCUCUGGAGGCUUCAUGCAGAAGAAUAGAGGCCAGCAAGAUUCUAAAGACUUCAAGUCCUCGAGUUACUUAGCCAUAUUUAAAUAGCCAUAAACUGGUUGAAAUCAAUGCCAUUAAUACCAUUCAAACCAGUCACAGUUAGACUAACAGUUGCAUGAGAGGCUAGAGGUUGUUGAAGGUCUGUAGGAGACUGAAUGUAUGAUUUCUGUUGGGAUUGCUGGAAGACUCCAGUGUUCUGUUGGCCUCCUUGUUCUGUUUCAACUUGUUUUGAAAUGUUGCUUUGGUUACUAUGUGCAGCAGUUAAGACUUGUGCUUUAAUUGUUUUUUGUUGUUGUUGUUUUGGGGUUUUUUGUUUUCUUGGAGGAAACUUGCUUACAAUUGGAAAGUUGCUGAAAGUUUAAAACAUUAUUAUUUGCAAUUCAAUAAAAGACUUGGAAAGCAGAUUCUA